Molecule: messenger RNA, 2031 nt
Organism: Sinocyclocheilus grahami
Lineage: Eukaryota; Metazoa; Chordata; Actinopteri; Cypriniformes; Cyprinidae
Product: putative sodium-coupled neutral amino acid transporter 7
Exons: 8
Coding region: 33-935 (300 amino acids)
Biological process (GO): amino acid transmembrane transport
Cellular component (GO): membrane
Molecular function (GO): L-glutamine transmembrane transporter activity; L-asparagine transmembrane transporter activity
Source: RefSeq, a predicted model, not a curated record
UGAUUGGCGCAAUAAAUCAUGAGUCGGAGAAGAUGAUUAGUUCGCACUGGUACACAGAUCGCAAGUUCACCAUCACUUUGACCUCAGUGCUGAUCAUACUUCCUCUAUCUAUACCCAAAGAGAUUGGCUUCCAGAAGUAUGCCAGCACCCUGAGUGUUAUCGGCACCUGGUAUGUGACAAUCAUAAUCAUCGUCAAAUACAUCUGGCCCGACAAAGACGUUUCUCCAGGAAUCAUCCCAGUCAGCCCUGCAUCCUGGACCGAUGUGUUCAAUGCCAUGCCCACAAUCUGCUUUGGUUUCCAGUGUCAUGUCAGUAGCGUUCCAGUUUUCAACAGCAUGAAGAAGCCAGAAAUCCGGCCCUGGUGGGCAGUUGUUACAGUCAGCGUGAUCAUCUGCCUCUUUGUGUAUACAGGCACAGGUGUCUGUGGCUUCCUGUCAUUUGGCUCAAGCGUAAGCCAGGAUGUUUUGAUGUCAUAUCCAUCUGAUGACAUUGCGGUGGCCAUUGCUCGAGCCUUCAUCAUCAUCUGUGUUGUUACCUCAUAUCCAAUCCUGCACUUCUGUGGAAGGGCAGUGCUGGAAGGUUUGUGGUUGCGUUUUAAAGGAGAGGAGGUGGAGACAGAUGUGGCCAGGGAACGGAGACGGAGAAUACUGCAGACAGUCGUCUGGUUUUGUCUCACAUUAAUUCUUGCUCUCUUCAUUCCUGAUAUCGGACGAGUGAUUUCACUAAUUGGUGGUUUGGCUGCAUGCUUCAUUUUUGUGUUUCCAGGGUUGUGCUUGAUUCAGGCAAAGCUUUCAGAGCAUGAUGUCAGAUCAACCAGUUGGAAGGGAAUGGUGGCCUAUGGGGUUGUUAUGGUUACGAUUGGUGCUUUCAUCUUUGGCCAGACGACCACAAAGGCCAUCUACCAAGAUAUCAUCAAUCAUCCCAGCAGCCCAUAGACGAGUUGUUGUGACCUCAUGAAUAUUGGGCUGUGAACCAAUAGAGACCAAUUAAAAACAAGGGAAAGAAGCCUGUCCAAAUCACGUCUACCACUGACCUCUAUCCAGUCUUCAGGAGACUGUUGCAAAUUUCUCCUAUUGUAAAGUGCAGCAGUCCCACAGAAGUUUGUACCUCUUGAUGUAGUGGAUCAUCCACCUGCAUGCAGCAUCAAGCUCUCUGCUCUGGCUGUUUGUGAAUGGAGGACCCCUGUGAAGGACACUAUACGUCACUAUUUUCUGAAUGGAUAUGGACAUUGUGUUAAAUCCUCCAGUGUUAGAUCUUCCAAAUAUAGCCUCUUUCUUUUGAAAUGUAAUUGUUUUUUGUCCAUUCUCUUUUUUAAUUUUUAUGUUUUUUUUAAGAAACUGAUUUUAUGAAGGCCUUAUAUGCUUGACAUUGCAAAUGUGGUCAGUGUUCAUAAUGUUUACCCUUAGAAUCUUAUUGCAAACUUUUUUUCUUGAUGACUUGCACUGCUAAACAUGUAAUUCUACAGUUCCAUAAGAUCUUGUGUGUGUGUGUGAGAGAGUGUGACUUUAGAUCAGAAGUGACAUAAAAUGAUCAUUAUUUAAACUGUAUUUCAAAAAAUACUUGAUGAAUGGUUUUUAUUUUCAUUUAAUGCAUUGUUGUUUUAGCCACAUCUUCUGAAUGUGUUUUUCAUGAAAUUGUUGCUUAGGCCAAGGGUGCAAUUAUCUCUGAUUUUAUUAGUUCACUGGUACUUGAGUGAGUGAGAUGGUUAACUGAAAACUCAAUAAUUAUUUUGUGUUUAUUUAGUUUUAGGGGAGAAAUUCUGGUACUGAAGUGUGAGAAUGAGAAUUUAUUGGUUCCAUUAAACCAUUCUCCUAACAGUUUAAUUGUGCAAGUCACAGUUGUGGUGUGCUGGUAACCCCUUUUUGUACCACACGCUCCAAUUCUCAAUAAUGCCUACAUAUGAAAAUUCCUCAUGGAUUUAAUCAGUAACACUAGAUGCAUGUUUGCUUUUGCACAAUCGUGUAUUAUUGUAUGUUUUACUGUUUCAGUGCAAUCACUAAAGGGAUGUUCCCUGAGAAAUCAGCAAACUGC